Messenger RNA from Aspergillus terreus NIH2624, 2310 nucleotides. RefSeq names its product HET domain-containing protein. The transcript is spliced from 3 exons. The record is from RefSeq and is a predicted model, not a curated record. NCBI's taxonomy places the organism in Eukaryota, Fungi, Ascomycota, Eurotiomycetes, Eurotiales, Aspergillaceae. The coding region runs from base 1 to 2310 and encodes 769 amino acids.
AUGACACUGCAGAUGGACGGUGCUACAAAUCCCUCCUUGCCGUCGCCGUCUGUUCUCCCACUACGUGGAAGGCCACCGUCGACCACGGUCUCAUGGCCCAAGACGAUCCGCCUCCUGCCAGAUGGCCAACUACAGGCGCUGGUCCAUCACCAUGAGAUGCGCUCCAUGGUCAGCGGAAAACUGUCAUGCUGGACAUACAUCUCCAAAGGCCUCGCCAAGCUCGGCCAGAAGGAGGUUAUCUUCACUGUGCGACGGCGGGCAGCUGUCGAAGCCGUUACCGACUUUCCUGUCGGCCCCCUCGAAUGGUUCGGCAUGCUGCACGCGCUGGCUCACGACGGACAGAUCGUGGAUCAGUUCCAUCAGACGCGCUUCGCCGAGCCCUCACCAUUGCUGGAUCGCCUGGACGUUCGGCUCAUCAUCUACUACCCGCCGUUAGAGCUAAGCGGCGUGCCCUUCUCAAUCAUCCCGCCGGACAGACUGCAUGCCAUUCCUCUGACAGCCUCCGAAGCCAAGGUCGCGCAGUCGUACGGUGUCAUGCGUGCCAUCUCGCAUCUCGGCUCUUCUGAGCGAUAUUUUCCAGUCAUGCCGUGGAUAGACCGUGAUCGGCCGGACUGCAUAACAAUGGCGCAGAUGAGCGGCUCGAUCAGGGACGAACUGCCCAUGCAUAGCUUCCUGGGGGUUAGUUGCGUCCAGAGGGGGUCCAGCGUAAGUCUCCAUAUCCCGCGCAGCGCAGAGGACGAGUUAGCAGCCAGACUGGAAGCGUUGCCGACAUCCGCCGUGGUUUCUCUCGAUUGCUUCCCCUACGAGAAGUCGGACUCAGGCAUGGUGUGGCGUCAGGGGUUGACUUCAUCGCCUCGGGCUUACGGAAUCGGCGUGUCGUGCAUGAGCUUUGGGUUUGUUGUAUUCUGUCCCGAGCAGGACGCAGACGAACUGGAGCGCGUGGAGGAUGGUAUCAUUCUGGAUGUAACCAACUCGACUUGGGAGAGGAUUCGCAACGCGUUGCUGCAACACACGCCCCUGCAGAUCGCCUUUGGUAACCUGCGGCUCUCUCUGGAAUAUGAGGCCUAUGCAUCGCAGUCACAAGAGAGCAUGGAAGCCAUGUCCGAGCGCGCUACUCCGUUGUUUGCAUUUGGCGGACGGCCUCCCCAGUGGGCAUUACAGCUCACCGGGGACGCGCCAGUUGCAAGCCCACCCACAAUCCCGAUCUCACUCAAACCAUUCUCCCCAGAACACUGUGCCCUGGACCUUCGCUCCACUAGUCGCGAGAAGCAGUUGUCGGAAGACAGCCGGCGGAUACCGGUGAGAGCAUCUCUUUAUGAACUGAGAAUGGACAAGGAAAAGGGCUGCGAUAAGUGCGACAUCCUGUAUCGGGCGAUCACAGCGUAUCUGCCAUUCGUGGACGAAGAACACAGUGUGGUUCUGCAUUUUGCCUCCAAGAAAGUCGGGCUUAUUUGCGCCGUGCAGUCUCUGGGAGGGCUGGCUCCGAUUCUGGGGUUUUCUGUUCGCGAAGAAGGAAAAUGCCAUUGGCUUACGUCCAAUAACUCGGCCGCAUCGACUGAGGUCUCCGUCGAUCGCCUCGCGGAGGUUCAGCACUGGAUGAGCUCGUGCCGGACUAGCCAUUCAGCAUGUAAAAGUCAGCGCCAGCUUGAUCCUCCAAUGCGAGUCCUAGACCUGGGCACGGUCGAACAGACCCAGGCGCGUAUUCGACUAUGUGAGCCGAAGACAUCAGGAGAGCCAUACGGCACUCUAAGCCAUUGCUGGAUUUUUCACGACGGGAUCACGACCACGAAGGGGCGUCUUCGCGAGUACACAACGCUUGGUAUUGAAGUGCCACAGCUGCCGCAGUCAGUGCAGGUUGCCAUUCAAGUCUUAAGAUAUCUCGGGAUCCGCUAUCUAUGGGUGGAUGCUCUCUGCAUCAUCCAGGACGAUGAUGAAGACUGGAGAUCCCAAACCGCAAGAAUCGCCGAAAUAUACGAGGCCUCGGACCUCACAAUCGCCGCCUCCGGCAGUGGGAGCUGCGUCGAAGGGUGCUUCAUGAACGAAGGGUCCAAAUAUCCUGUUAGAAAAUUCCGUUGGCCUGGUGUGGGUGGUCUAGGCGGCUAUGUCGUGGAGGCUGGGUACAGCUUCAUACAUACCCCAUUCUACGAGGGAAUGAAGCGAGAGGAACACUUGACCAUGCUACAUCGCGCCUCCUCUGUUCACCAGGAGCGAGGAUUCUCCCGCCGCAUUCUUUAUGUGGGCGCCGACGAAUUGGUAUACAAGUGUCGGGAAACAUGCCAAUGUGAAUGUGGGUAUCAGAUUGAGUAUUAG